AUGGCGCGCAGGAGAAGCGAGUUUGAACCAGACCUGAAGAAAUUAAUCUCUAAGCUCUCUGGAUUCGACGAGUCAGAUGAAAACUUCCACCUCUGUCUACAUUUUGCACGCUCUAAUAUCAGCUACCACAGGUUCCUGGAUGUGGACAGCCAUAGACUCACUCGUGAACUGGAAGGAUUGGUGACAAAGUUCCAGGUCAACUGCCAGUAUGACAAAGCUGAACUGUUAAAGUCACUGAUUGCAGAAUUCCUAGAGAAUCCAAUUAGCAAGGAGAAUGCUGCAAAGUCAGAUUGCCACUACUCCAUCCUCCAGCUUCUGCUGAACUUGUCUGACUCACCCACAAAUGCUGAUUACAUCAAGCCUGACCCUCAACCAGAGAAAGAAGCGGAGGAGGUGUUUGACUGGAGGGGCUAUCUCCUGGAGGGUGAGGAGACAACCCAGGAGCUUUACCCAGAAUCAUCCGACUCAUAUGGUGAUGAUGAUGACGAGGAAGAGGACUUCGAUUCAGCCAAUCAGAGCACAGGAAAGGUUGUCAGGUUUGAUGGGGAGGAGGAACCUCAGAAGGAAGCUGACGAUGACAUACAGGGAGAUAACUCUGAGUCUGACCUUACUCCCCCUAAGCUGAAGAGUGUGCUUGACAAGGGAGACAACUGGCUGGAAGGGAAUGUAAUGGUGCAAUACUGGCAGGGCAUGGUGGAGACUGGAGCCUGGGCAGAUGGACACUGUUCUAAUCUCUACACUGAUUGGGAUUGUUACCAGUUGAGGACAAACCCGCUGUACUCCAUGCAGUAUGACGUGAAAAUCACAGAGUAUCAGAUGAUGAGGGAGUUAAUCUGGUUGUUAUCUGGAGUUAGGGAGCUCUUCAUCUGCCACUAUCAGGAUGGACGCUUCUUUCUCAGGCAUGACCUCGCUAUGUCACAUCUUACAAAGGAGAGUUUGAUGGAGAGACUAGAUGUCUAUUUCAAACACGGCUCUCAAGUACACCAGCUACAAGAUUUCAUCACCCGUAUAACCAACAGCAAGUCCUGUUACAACAUCAACAGUGCGUCACAUGACCAGGUGUCCUUGACCUUCCAGGCGUUUGCUCAGUGCUUAGCUCAGUUCUUGCAGACAUUUAGAAAGUUCCUCAGCCAGUUGGAAUUGAGCGUUACGAAACAAGAAGAAAUCUUCUCUCUUCAAACCCUGAGCCUCAUCCUUCAGCCAUGGUUCAUCAAACUAGGUGUGGUCUACGAUGUGUUUUACCACGGGACAGAAGAGGGCAGAGCCAAGGGAGAUAACACUUUUCUCGCUGCCAAGUUGUUGUCACGACUCUACAACACCGUUCUAAAAUAUGAUGGCUUCAGCGAAGAAUCCACUGAUCUGGCGAUGUUGUUGUUAACGAUGUUGAUACAGACCAGUCGGCCCUACUUAGACAUCAUAGAUGAGUGGAUCACAAAGGGCACUCUGACAGACCCCAGGAAAGAAUUCCUCGUUCAAAGAAAUGAAUCUGUGAAGUCUUUAGAUGAAAACUUUUGGGAAACAGCCUUCUCCCUGCGCUGCCCAUCCACAGAUCACUCUUCAGAGGUUACCUCCCCUGGCAAGGAGCAUGCUGGGGUUACCUCCCCUGGCAAGGAACAUGUCAGUGUUGCCUCCCCUGGCAAGGAACAGGUCAGGGUUACUUCGCCUGGCAAGGAACACCCCAGUGUGGAGGAAGACAAGGAACUAGGGAAGCAGGGGUCGUACUGGGCACCCAGGUUUCUCCUGCCUGUGAUGAGAGAGGUGGUGUUAGCGGGCAAGUCCAUGGAGCUCCUGCAGACCCUGGGAAGAUUGGGAAAGGUGUUAAGGGAACAUGAUAACACAGAUGUUGAGUGUAAAUCCUGGUACACCACCUUCAUAGAGUCCCUGGAGGAAACAUUGGGUAAGACACCACGCCCUGGAUCAGAAGCGCCAUCUGGUGGGAGAGAUGACACAAAGGGAGUAAAUCUACCACCAAUAGUAGAAGAUUCAAGAAACAGUUAUGAUCCCCUUUUACAGAUCAACUUUUCAGCCAUAAUUGAUCUGGACUGCAGUGGAAAAAAUGCAGACACAACUAAAGCUGAAGAACUGGAGCAGAGUGUGUCUGAGCUGAAUCUGAGUGGUCUGGGUAGGAUAUCCGUGUUACUGGAGCACUGUCUGUACCCGUAUGUCCACAAGCGCUAUCAGCGAGUAUCUACGAAGCUGGUAGAGAUCCUCACUAAGGAACAUCAUCUGCUAGAUUACCUGGACUCUAUAAGGAGGUUUUACCUGAUGGAGGCUGGGGACACACUGUUUGACUUCUACACAGAGCUUUUCCAGAAGGUACAGUGUCAUGAGAUGUGGCGUGAUGUGCACCUGUUGAACUUGGUGCUGGGGGCCAGCCAACAGGUGUAUUACCCUCAAGAUGUCAGCAGGUUAAGCAUUGACAUUGCUCAGCCAAGUUUUAAAGCCAAGGAUUCUAAUCCAAUCAACGCUUUUGAUGGCCUCCAGCUUCAUUAUGAGGUUCCCUGGCCUCUAGAUAUAAUCAUUAGCACCAAAACUCGAGAGGUUUACAACCAGGUGUUUAUAUUUCUGCUGCAAAUCAAAUAUGCUAAAUACUCGCUGGAUAAGCUGCUGUUUUCAGUUUUGGAGCGCGAGAACCUUUUGAGAACCAUUGUUCAGCCGGAGGAUGCUUUCAGUCGCUAUGGUAACGAGGAUGAGGUAGAGGAGGAGAGGAUGGAGGAGCAGCUUCCUCGCAGUCAUCGAGUGCACCGAAUGCAGCUCCUGAGGAUGAAACUGAUCAACUUUGUCAACAGUCUCCACACCUACAUCAUGACUAGGGGUAUUAACUGCAUUAUUUUGCACAGCACGGGGUUAGAGUUCAUGGCUGAAAUCAGGCAGGCUGGAGACUUGGAUCAGAUUAUGACGCUGCACGGAGGAUACGCUCAAAUCCACAGUCGCUGCCUUCAACAUAAAGACGUCGACUUCCUCAAGGAUGCCAUUCUCAAAGUCCUCAACUUGUGUGUGAUAUUUUCUGCACGGUGGCAGUAUGGAGUGGAUGAAAUCAGCUCUGAGUCUAUAGAAACUUUAGAAAGAGAAUUUGGCAAAUACAUGCAGUUUUUAUCGUCCUUCCUUAACAACAUUGUGAAGAGGGGCUCUUUUUCUCACUUGGAACCUUUGGCCUUUGCCUUGUUUAAUGCAAUCGAACAGAAGUAGAGCAGAAUCCGACCAAUCUUCAACUGAGUGGUCUCCCCUGGCUAAUGAGGCCAGAUUUCACCGCCAGGAAACAUCACCUGCCUGUGUCUGUGUCAGAAGCUGUGUGAAAACAUGUCAUUGGCACUCACGUGUACAGCAACCUCUGUGGAAUAUUUCCAACAGGAACAGAAGGCUGUAUGUCUGGGAAAAGCU
Messenger RNA from Liolophura sinensis, 3381 nucleotides. Its product is annotated as gamma-tubulin complex component 5-like. Gene Ontology annotation, cellular component: gamma-tubulin complex; spindle pole; microtubule organizing center. NCBI's taxonomy places the organism in Eukaryota, Metazoa, Mollusca, Polyplacophora, Chitonida, Chitonidae. Gene Ontology annotation, biological process: spindle assembly; meiotic cell cycle; microtubule nucleation. The record is from RefSeq and is a predicted model, not a curated record. Gene Ontology annotation, molecular function: microtubule minus-end binding; gamma-tubulin binding.